AUGAGGAAGAGUCAGCAGUCUACGAUACUCCGUUUACUGGUGCUGAUCUUCCUAGCUACAUGUGUUUCUGCACUUCCCAAAGGAGGAGGAGGAAGCGCUAGAGGAGGCGGUGGAAGUAGUUCUGGCGGUGGGUCCACUAGCGGAGGUGGAGGAGGGUCGUCUUCUGGAGGAUCAACAUCUGCUGGUUCAGGAGGAUCUUCGUACCCAUACUAUUAUCCCGUUGGUUGCUUUGGCUGCUAUAACGGUGUUGGAGGAUCAUCCUAUUUGGGAGGAAUAGCAUGGUACUUUUGGUUCCUCAUCAUCCUUGUAAUCGCAAUCGCCAUAUGCUGCUGUAUCACCCGUCGCAAACCUGUAUGGAAUCGCCCGCAAAGACCAGCUUUCAACACAUCUGGGUUUGUUGGAAAGACACGGAUAGCGUCUAUGUUUGGUGCUAGUGGGAGAACAGUGUAUGGGAAUAAGCCGUCGUGGCAAAUGGAUGUGCCUGAGGCGCCGCCAGGAUCGUUCUAUGCGUCCUUCAACAAUACUACGGAAGCUGCCUUCUUGGCUGGUGUAAGGUUUGAGAAAGACCAUCCGCCACCACCUUCUGGACCGGUACCGAAUCAUACAAUAGUUGAACUAAAACGCGUUGGAAUGCGUGACGCUUGGCAAUUCAUGCCUGAAGCCGGAUCUGGUAUAAACGUAAACUUGUCCAGAAUAACCUUCAACGUACAAGGAGAUCGGUCUGUAUUAUCACGACUGCCGCUGUAUUACAGGCCAAAAGGAGAAGAAGUACCAUUUUAUUACUAUGAAGUCACAAUCGCAGAACUUCAGUAUGCUCCCACCACCACCGUGGUCUCAGUUGGGCUCGCCACGUCAUUGUAUCCGAGUUUCAGACUCGUGGGGUGGAAUAAGCAUUCAGUUGGUUAUCACUCUGAUGAUGGACGUCGAUUCGUGGAUGAUCCAUAUGGUGGCAAAGACUUCGGUCCACCAUUCACGAAAGGCGAUACAAUAGGCUGUGGAUAUGAUCACUCUCGUAUGACCAUCUUCUUCACCAAGAAUGGAGAAAUGAUUGGAGAUUGUGUUGGGAACGUACUUUACCCUUACCAUAUGGCGCUUGGAGCAGAUGGCCCUUGUGUCUUGGAUGUAAACUUUGAAGGUCCAUUCAAGUUUGCACCUGCAAAUGGAACUAGUGGUGAGGAUGUGAUAGUACCUACUGCACCACCACAAUAUGAUGGCGUGGAUAGUUCGCUGGUUUAG
This is a messenger RNA of Synchytrium microbalum, 1236 nucleotides long. RefSeq lists its product as uncharacterized. The record is from RefSeq and is a predicted model, not a curated record. The coding region runs from base 1 to 1236 and encodes 411 amino acids. Gene Ontology annotation, molecular function: protein binding. The transcript has 5 exons. Lineage: Eukaryota; Fungi; Chytridiomycota; Chytridiomycetes; Synchytriales; Synchytriaceae.